Molecule: messenger RNA, 2637 nt
Organism: Rosa chinensis
Lineage: Eukaryota; Viridiplantae; Streptophyta; Magnoliopsida; Rosales; Rosaceae
Product: receptor-like protein EIX2
Exons: 1
Coding region: 1-2637 (878 amino acids)
Molecular function (GO): protein binding
Source: RefSeq, a predicted model, not a curated record
AUGGAUAUCUGUGUUAACUUCAACCCUAUUUCUCGCCUCAUUCUCCACUUGCUGCUCUUGUUAUUUUUGGCUUCUUCAAGCCUAAACACUAGUGGUAUUGUGGAAUCAUGCAUGGAGGAAGAGAGACGAGCUCUUCUCAGCUUUAAACAAGAUCUCACUGAUUCAUCUGGUAAGCUUUCUUCUUGGGUGGGUCAUCAAUGCUGUCGAUGGAGAGGGAUUUCAUGCAACAACCGAACUGGUCAUGUUGCAAUAGUUGACCUCCGUAAUACAUAUCCAUACACCCCUGAUGAUGGUCAGUGGAACUCCACGGAGUUUGGAGAAUCUUUUUUGCAAGGUAAGUCAAUUAAUCCUUCUUUGCUUGGCUUGAAACAUCUGAGUUACUUAGAUUUAAGCAACAAUGACUUCAAAUGGGUUCACAUUCCAAAAUUCAUUGGCCAGCUUACGAGUUUAAGCUAUCUCAAUCUCUCAUAUUCCAACUUUUCUGGAGAGAUUCCCUCUUCUCUUGGUAACCUCACAAACUUGAACUAUUUGGACCUCGAUUCUUAUUCUCUCAGUAAUGUUUCUUCCAAAAACUUGAAUUGGAUUUCUCAUCUCUCUUCCCUCAAAUACCUCAGUCUUAGAGAGUUGAACCUUAACAGCACAGGAGUAAGUUGGCUACAUGCUGUUAACAAGCUUCCUUCCCUCUUAGAGUUGCAUUUGUCAUCUUAUCAAAUUCAAAGCAUUCCACACUCCCUGCAAUCCAUUAACUUGACAUCACUUGCCGUCCUUGAUAUGUCAUUGAAUAAUGUUAUCAAUUCUUCAUUUCCUAAAUGGAUUUUUAAUCUUUCUAGCCUUACAAAACUUGAUCUAAGUGAUAAUUCUUUCAGUAACCCCUUUGUUGAUGAGUUUGCAACCCUCAAAUCUCUAGAACACCUUGAUUUAUCUUUCACGGGACUCAAAGGUCAAGUUCCCAAAUUCAUUGGAAGUUUGUGCAAGCUAAAGUCAUUAAGUCUUGCAGUCAACAAAUUUGAUGGGGGGAUUCAAGAGUUUUUGAGUGGUUUUUCAAAUUGUUCAUUUAAUAGAAUGGAGUCACUAGAUUUGUCUUAUUGUGGGCUGGUAGGCAAAUUGCCUAGUUCGUUGGGAAUCCUGAAAAGCCUGCAGUUUCUCACCCUUCGUAGUAAUUUUUUCAACGGUUCCAUUCCUCAAAGUUUGGGAAAACUCACUCAGCUGGUUAUCCUUGAUCUGUCUGAUAAUUCAUGGGAUGGCAGUUUAACGGAAGCCCAUUUCAUAAAUCUCACAAGAUUAAAGUCUUUUCAAGUAAGCACUGAUGGACUUGUGCCCAUCAUUUUCAAUUUGACUGAUUAUGAAUGGAUUCCUGCUUUCAAGCUCCGUGAAAUUUACAUGUACAAUUGCCGAGUAGGUGUUGUCUUCCCUUUAUGGCUUCAAUCUCAAACUGAGCUCGUGCGGGUCUCACUUACGAAUGCUGGAAUCUCGAGUCCAAUACCAAAGGAAUGGGUCUUUAAGAUAUCUUCCCAAAUCCAAUGGUUGGAUUUAUCUGACAAUCAAAUAAGCGGAAAGCUUCCAUUCCGAUUCAACUCUUUUCCAAAUCUAAUUUGGAUAAUUUUGAGCCAUAAUCAAUUUGAUGGCACUAUUCCAUCAUCUAUUUGUGGCAUUCAAUCUCUAUAUGUCCUUGUUCUGAGUAAUAAUCAGUUAUCGGGAGAAUUCCCUAAAGAAUGGAGUUUGUGGAGCCGGAUAGGCGUUGUGGAUGUCUCAAACAACAAUAUGUCUGGUAAUAUUCCUCAUCAUUUUUGCAGUCUUCCUUUCAUUCAGAUCCUAGACCUUAGUCACAACAGAUUUUCAGGGACUAUUCCCAAGUGUUUGAAUAAUUUGGUCGGCUAUGGUUAUGGAGACUGGACGUUCUUGACUUCUCAAGUCGAUUAUGGAGCCUGGACGUUCUGGACUUCUCGAGUCGGCUAUGAUGGCUAUGGAAUCUGGAUGUUCUCUGGUAGUCAUAUAGUAACAACUGCGACUGUAAACGGAAGAACAAGUAAAUACUUCAAUCACAAUGCGAGGCUUCUAUUCAUUAUUGAUUUUUCAAGUAAUGAUUUAGAAGGUGAAAUUCCAGAAGAAAUCUGCAGCCUCGUUGGAUUAGGUACAUUAAACCUGUCCAUGAAUCAAUUAAGUGGAAAUAUCCCCUCAAAAAUCGGAAAUUUGCACUUGCUCGAAACACUUGACCUCUCCCAGAACCAGCUUUCAGGACAGAUCCCACAAAGUCUCGCUUCUCUGACCUUCUUGUCUCACUUGAACUUGUCUUCCAACAAAUUGACCGGAAGAAUUCCUUCGGGCAACCAACUUCAGACGCUCGAUGAUUCAUCUAUUUAUGAGGGCAAUCCUUCACUCUGUGGAUUUCCUCUCUCAAAAUGCCCAGAAGAUGGAGACAACAUGCAUGAGCCUCAUGAAGCUGAAUUUGAUGAUGAAAAGCUUGGUUUAUAUACCAGCACGGUGCUUGGCUUUAUCAUAGGCUUUUGGAGUGUUUGUGGCACAUUGAUAUUGAAGAAGUCAUGGAGGUAUGCUUAUUUUCAAUUUUUUGACUACAUCAAAGAAAAAGUAGCACUAGCAAUUGCAUUGAAAGUAGCUAGUUUGAAAGCAAGGCAGUGA